This is a messenger RNA of Zerene cesonia (dogface butterfly), 1902 nucleotides long. RefSeq lists its product as uncharacterized. Gene Ontology annotation, molecular function: serine-type endopeptidase activity. The record is from RefSeq and is a predicted model, not a curated record. NCBI's taxonomy places the organism in Eukaryota, Metazoa, Arthropoda, Insecta, Lepidoptera, Pieridae. Gene Ontology annotation, biological process: proteolysis. The transcript is spliced from 15 exons.
AUGUUUCUCAUUACGCACUCGUCCCCCCGUACUCAGUGCGGCGUGCAGCCGCGCGUGCCGCACAGCGCGUACGGCACGUACGGCGCGUACAGUACGUACAGCACGCGCCGCACGCCCGCUAAUUCUAGAAUGAUAGGCAGUGAAAAGAGUGAACAAAAUUCCAGGCCCUUUCAGGUUGCAUUAUAUUUACGAGUGGGCACAACAGGACAGCUAGGUUUCUGCGGCGGUUCCUUGAUACACCAGCAAUGGGUUAUCACUGCUGCACAUUGCUGUUUUCACGACGAUGUCAUAGUAGAUAAUGUUCAGGUGAUUCUAGGAGCGCAUUCUCUCUACGACAGGUAUGAAAAUGGUCGUCGAGUUGUCAAUGUGGAUCUAAUAGAAAUACAUCCCGAUUGGGACCCAACUACUUUUGCUAACGACUUGGCCCUUCUGAGACUAGCCAAUGUUGUGCAAUUAACUGAUACUGUCGAUGUGGUGAAGUUGCCUUAUUUGAACAUAUCGAACCAUAACUUUGCUGGAGCAGCUGGCACUGUGUCGGGCUGGGGUAUUGCUGGACCUCAGGUAACGUUUGUGUCCCCGACGCUCCGUGGGAAGGUGAUGACGGUGACGACAAACAUCUUCUGCAAUACGACGUACUUCAACCGUCUGCCGCCUAACGUCGUAUGCGGGUUUAGCUCAUCCGCUGGCACUUGCAAGGGAGAUAAUGGUGGACCGAUGACGAUCUUUUAUAACAACACAGAAGAAGACAUUUUGAUUGGAGUGGCAACGUUCAUCGACGCGAGUGGGUGCAAUGACGAAGUACCUUCAGUAUUCACAAGGGUCCAGCAUUACCUGGACUGGAUCAGUAACAUAACAGGAAUUUUAUUGCAAUAUGAACGAGUUCGAAAAUUAAUUGGUAAUAAGAACAUUUUUGAAUGGCAGCAGACAUUGCCCACAUGUUACUGCUGGUUUGUUGAUAUAACAAUGCGUCUGUUGAUCGUUCUGUCCGCGAUUGCGGCGGCCAGCGCCCUCGUGGAGGUGGAUCUCUCCAAGGAUUACCACAUCAAUAUCGGCAUUCCAGCAGCAACCAGGAUCAAACAAGUGGAAGAUGAAGCUAUGGCGAGUGGAUCCAAAAUUGUUGGCGGUGCUUUUGCGCCCGCUGACGCUUACCCGUAUUUGGCAGGACUGGUGAUUAGGUUCCACGACCACAUGGGUACAUCAGCCUGCGGAUCAACCCUGGUUUCUCUUAACCGUCUUGUAACCGCCGCACAUUGCUGGAGACACACUUUUAGUGCGAGCGAAUUUACUGUUGUCCUCGGUUCGCAAUUCCUCUUCUACGGCGGCGAAAGAAUCGUCACAAACCAUGUGGUUAUGCACCCACAGUAUAUUCCAUCGAUGUUAAUGAACGAUGUUGCCAUUAUCUAUCUACCAAGGAGAGUUACAGUGUCGUCAAGCAUUAGACCCGUCUCCUUGCCUCACAACGACCUUUGGAAUACGUUUACCGGUGAAUGGGCAAUGGCAGCGGGAUACGGGAAGACCAGUGAUUCGCAAUCAUCCAUUACCACAGCAGCGCAAGUCAGCCACGUGAUGCUGCAAGUUAUAAGCGAAGUGCUAUGCCGUGCUUCCUUCGGAAAUAUAAUUCAAGCCAGCACUCUAUGCACGAGCGGCGCUCGGAGUACCGGCAUAUGCUCUGGGGACUCUGGUGGCCCUUUGGUCGUCAAACGCAACGGAGAAGACAUUUUGAUUGGUAUCAGUUCUUUCGUGGCCAACACUGGUUGUCAAAACUCACAUCCCUCUGGAUUCGCUCGAGUUACCAGCUUCUAUAACUUCAUAAUGCAGCACAUGUAAAAUAAUGAUAUGGUGUCGUUAGAUUCAAUGAAAUUAUGGUACCACGCGUCCUCAGACAAUCAAAAUGGCCGCUAG